GCUCCCAGCGCCCCAGGCCGGGCAGCCGCAGUCUGAGCUACCGCUGCCGACUCUCCUCCAGCCUGCAGAAGCGCAGCGGCUCGGGAUCGCCGUUAAUCGCAGGGAGCCGGAGCAGCUCAGCAUGGCUGGCCCGGCGUGGGCCGGGAGGAUGCGCUGAUCAGUCAGGGGUGGGAGGGCCGGGCGUGCUCGCUUGCUCUGUGGCGGCGCUUGGGGAGCAAAAGGGAGACGCCGCGGCGGUGCGCGUGAGGGAUGCAGGAGGCUGCGAUGUUGCUGGCCGCCGGGGGCUGCUUCCCUUCCCUUUCGCCGCUGCAGUAGUGCCCGCGUCCUCCUCCGCCACCUUCUACCUUGCAGAAGAAAAAGGGCCAUGUAACCGCCUCCCCGCAACCCGGGAUAGCCACCGAUUUCCCUUCUCUCCCCCACGCGCCGCCUGCCCUCUCCCCCAGCCCAGCUCUGCGCUCUCCGGCCAAGGCGCAACCAUGAAGAAGCAAUUCAACCGCAUGCGGCAGCUCGCCAACCAGACCGUGGGCAGGGCUGAAAAAACAGAAGUUUUGAGUGAAGAUCUCUUGCAGGUGGAAAAACGUUUGGAGCUGGUGAAGCAGGUCUCCCACAGCACACAUAAGAAGCUGACAGCCUGUCUUCAGGGACAGCAGGGGUCAGAUUCUGAUAAGCGCUCGAAGAAAUUACCUUUGACGUCACUUGCCCAAUGCUUGAUGGAAGGUUCCGCCAUUCUAGGGGACGACUCCCUACUUGGGAAGAUGCUGAAGUUAUGUGGGGAAGCAGAGGACAAGCUAGCUCAAGAGCUCAUCCACUUCGAGCUGGAAGUUGAAAGGGAUGUGAUUGAACCUCUGUUUGUAUUGGCUGAGGUAGAAAUCCCAAAUAUCCAAAAACAGAGGAAGCACUUAGCAAAAUUAGUUCUGGACAUGGAUUCCUCAAGGACAAGGUGGCAGCAGUCAGCCAAGUCUUCAGGAUUGUCAAGCAACUUGCAGCCUUCGGGUGCCAAAGCGGACGCUCUCAGGGAAGAGAUGGAGGAGGCAGCAAACAGAGUGGAGAUUUGCAGGGAUCAGCUCUCAGCUGAUAUGUAUAAUUUUGUGGCCAAAGAGAUAGACUAUGCAAACUAUUUUCAGACUUUAAUAGAAGUGCAAGCCGAGUACCACAGGAAGUCAUUAGCACUUUUACAGAACGUAUUGCCUCAGAUCAAAGCACAGCAAGAAGCUUGGAUUGAAAAGCCCUCCUUUGGGAAACCCCUGGAGGAUCACUUAGAAGUCAGCGGCCGGGAGAUUGCCUUCCCCAUCGAAGCAUGUGUCACCAUGCUCCUGGAAUGUGGCAUGCAGGAGGAGGGCCUGUUCCGCGUGGCUCCCUCUGCCUCCAAACUAAAGAAGCUUAAGGCAGCUCUUGACUGUUGUGUUGUGGACAUUCAGGAGUAUUCAGCAGACCCUCAUGCCAUUGCAGGAGCACUGAAGUCCUAUCUGCGGGAACUGCCAGAACCACUCAUGACAUUUGAACUAUAUGAAGAAUGGAUUCAAGCCUCCAACAUCCAAGACCAAGACAAGAGGCUGCAGGCUCUGUGGAAUGCCCUGGAGAAGUUGCCCAAGGCCAGCUACAACAAUCUAAGGUACCUGAUCAAAUUCCUUGCGCACUUAACAGAGUACCAGGAUGCAAACAAAAUGACACCGAGCAACAUAGCAAUUGUGCUGGGGCCCAACCUUCUGUGGCCUCAGGAAGAAGGAAACAUCACAGAGAUGAUGGCGACGGUUUCCCUGCAAAUCGUUGCCAUUAUUGAGCCCAUUAUACAGCAUGCAGAUUGGUUCUUUCCAGGAGACAUUGAAUUCAACUUGACCGGGAACUAUGGCAGCCCUGUGCAUGUGAACCACAAUGCCAAUUACAACUCCAUGCCAUCGCCUGAUAUGGACCACGCUGACCGCAAGCAUCCAGAUCAGACCCGGCGACCGCUCAGUGUGGCCACUGACAACAUGAUGCUGGAGUUCUACAAGAAGGAUGGCCUUAGGAAAAUCCAAAGCAUGGGCGUCCGGGUGAUGGACACCUCUUGGGUGGCUCGCAGAGGCACCUCCAUAGUUCGUAAGGCAUCCUCCACCCCUCCUGCCAUGCAGCCCCCUGCUCCGCCUUCCGAUCUUGCAGCUACUCCUCAGUCACCAAUUCCUGAGCAAUCUCUUGACAUUUCAGCUACUCCCUCCCCUACUCCAACUAGCUUCGGUUUCCCACCAGGGGCUGAACGGGCAAGCACGGAUGGUGUGUCGUCUAGUUGGUCGGAUUCCUGUUACAUCUACCCAUCCCCUGAGGACGACAAGCCUCCCCCAUACCCUUGCUACCCAUCCUUUCACCAUUACCACUCCAAGACUAGUCCAUGCACUAGGCCCGAGCCUUCCUUGCCACUCUACCGGUGGUCAGGGUACAGCCAAACUCUGCCUCCCCCUUCUUCAUCCUCCUCUUCUUCCUCCCCUUCCCCUCAGCAGCUUGACAUUAACUCUAACCCUAAACCAUAUUUCCUGCACAUCCCAAAGCAGAAUUCCCUCACAGAGUUGCAUGGUCCUGAGACUAACCUCUCCUCCGUCUACAUGAAGACCCCCCUCACCUUAUCCAAACCCGAUCCUCCUGGCACUCCUUACAGCUCCCAUAUGUCAGUUUCUUCCCCCUGGGUCAGCUGCACCUGUGCCAGAGACAGAGGAGCCGGGCUCUCUAGCGCACUAAAGGCCAAGGAGCUCUCUCCUGGGUCUGGGCAGAAAGGCAGCCCAGCUUGUGGUCAUGUGACACCGUGUGGGACUGCACAACAGCCACCUGGUCCCACACAGCAGCUGUCCACAGAGCAGAGCCCACACACUCUGCGAAAAGUUUCAAAGAAGUUGGCCCCAAUCCCUGCCAAGGUUCCUUAUGGCCAGUCAGGCGGUAUGUCCGACCAGUCCACGGGGCAGCCAUCCCCUGCCAGCCUUUCUCCCACCCCACCGAGCACACCAUCACCCUAUGGACUGAGUUACCCCCAAGGCUACUCCCUGGGCUCGGGCCCACUCUCCCCAGCUGCUGCUCCUUCCCUGUCUUCUCCUCCUUCCCUGACGAGCACUUUAACCAAAACUCGACCCACCCCUAAGCCACGACAGAGGCCCACGCUGCCACCUCCACAGCCUCCCACGUCAAAUGCAUCUGGCUCUAGUCCGCAGUCCGUGGAACACACCAUACUAGACGGCAUGUCCCCUGGCGAGAGCAUGUCCACAGGAGAUUCGCAUAACCAUGAUGGUGAGGCAGCAACUAGCCACGCUCCAUUUUUGUUUAAAAAAUAAAUCUUAAUACUUUAUGGCGCUUGACACACAUUUAUUUCUCAAGUAGCAAGUGGUUGCCUCUUAAACAGGACAGAGAGGAGAGACGAUAUCAUGCUGUCCAAGAGCAGCAGAGCAAGUAGAAAGGGAUUCUAUGCAUAGCACUGUGUUGUGGCAAGGAACAGCCUCCAGUACAGGGCCUUCAUCUGCAACUUCUGAUCACUGCCCCCAGUGACCUUCAGAACAGCAGGGAUGUGGAUGCUGAAGUUCUUCUGGGUGAUUGGAACGGAGCAGAUGAGCUGAACUAAAAGAAAUGAUGUGUGUGUUUGUGAUUAUUUUAUUGUCUCAUAAUUUAUGAGUAUUUUAUUAAACAUGGAAAGGCAGGAUAUAAAUAUAACAAAUAACUGCUUGCUGCUUCAGAUGGACCUCAGGGGCAUACAAUGAAAGUGAAAGCUGAUGAUUCUACAGACCUUAUUCAUUAGGAAUCUACCUGACGGCCUUUCCAGACACUAGGCAUAUUGCACUGCUGUCACUAAUCCUUUGCUCCUCAGAGGAACUGCUCUGCUGUCCCGGCAUGCUCUGCUGUCACCAGCAAGUCUCUGUUUUGUAGCAUUUAGACGACCAAGUGCAGUGACUUGGAAACAGCCAUUCUGUGGCAAGUGCCGCUAUCACCUGUGUUUUGCUGAGGGCAUGAUGAUGGUGCCGGUAUCAUGGGCAUGUGGAUUACUCCUGGAUGUGUUGCAAGCCUCCCCUCUGCAUAACUGUGCCUUUUUAGAUGAUAUGCCAUUUGACCAAAAAACAUUUAUCCUCUCCUUAUCCCCCACCCCACCCCUUUAGGGCUACACAUUCAUAAUCUCCAAUGCUGAAGUGCACAUUUCCAGCAGUUACAAAGUAAACAGUCCUAGCAGCAAGGUGUCUGCCCAAUAGCAAAGUUGGGACCACUGCUUUGGGUUGUGUAUGGAAGGGGUGGCUCUUGGUAAUAUAUAAAGGAAAUAAAUAAUAUUGCCCUUGGAAAACAGUGUCUGGAAAGGCCUUUUGUAUCUCUACAAACAAUAUCUGGCACUUUUGCCCAAACUUGAGAGCUUCAAAUCCAGUUAGAAACAUAGAAGCAGAAUGAAAUCAGUCCACUGGGUGUAUAUCUGAUCACCUCCAUCUCUCUUUGGGUCAGAGACUGUUCCCUGGGUUUCCAUAUCUGCAUGGCUGCAGCUUCUGCUCUGGGGAAUGCUGGUAUGCCUUGGCAAUCGGUCUCCCAGCAGAGGUACCCCAAGCAAGCAGGUCAAAGCCAGGGACGAUGGGCACACAGAGGGGAUCUCUAACCCAUCUCUGCUGCCCUGUGACCACAUUCCAGGUUGAUCUCUGUUUACCUGAAGGCUUGAAAUAUCUCUGUGACCUUCCAAACAGCAGGGAUGUGGAUACUGAAGCCCAUUCUGGGAAGGGGCCUGGAAAUGGGAGGUGAUGGCAGCUGCAGGGUGAGCCGUAAAUGACCAAUCUUCCUGUAUAAUC
Molecule: messenger RNA, 4769 nt
Organism: Hemicordylus capensis (graceful crag lizard)
Lineage: Eukaryota; Metazoa; Chordata; Lepidosauria; Squamata; Cordylidae
Gene: ARHGAP44
Product: Rho GTPase activating protein 44
Exons: 22
Coding region: 477-3290 (937 amino acids)
Biological process (GO): negative regulation of Rac protein signal transduction; signal transduction; positive regulation of GTPase activity
Cellular component (GO): cytoplasm; dendritic spine; postsynaptic density
Molecular function (GO): protein binding; GTPase activator activity
Source: RefSeq, a predicted model, not a curated record